Indicator indicator is the source of this 618-nucleotide messenger RNA. RefSeq names its product cilia and flagella associated protein 418 (gene CFAP418). The transcript is spliced from 6 exons. The record is from RefSeq and is a predicted model, not a curated record. Gene Ontology annotation, cellular component: cytosol. NCBI's taxonomy places the organism in Eukaryota, Metazoa, Chordata, Aves, Piciformes, Indicatoridae. The coding region runs from base 1 to 618 and encodes 205 amino acids.
AUGGCGGACGACCUGGACCGGCUACUGGAUGAAGUGGAGAGGCGGCUCUCCCGCCUGCCGGGACAGGGGGCGACAGGUGGCCGCCGGCACGGCGACGGCGAGGAGGAGGGCGCGAAGAAGGGCAGAUCAGCUAAACUGUUAAUGAGUGCUGGCAGCAGUGAAGAAGAUCUAGAUGACAUUAUUGAUGAAAUCUGUAAUGACAGCAGCCUUAUCAAAACACCUCUGAAAUUGAAGUCUAACUCUGCAAGUCUCACAGCUGAAAACUCUGGUGCUGUUGUACAGGCUCCUAGGAAAAGAUGCUGUCCAGUGUACCUGGGUGGAAGUGCUUCACCAUCUGGCAUAGGAACAAACAUUUCAAAAAGAACGUGUGACCAGCUACGUUGUACUGCUUGUGACUUCCGUGUGUCGCUUUUCAAUGACUACAUCUGGGAUCAGUCCUGUGAUUAUCUUUUCUUCAGGAACAACAUGCCUGAGCUCAGUAAACUGAGAGCCAAGAUGAUAAAGAAGAAAGGAGCAAGAGCUUAUGCUUGUCAGUGCAGCUGGAGAUCCAUUGAUGAACUGACUGACCUCCAAACAGAGCAGCAGCUUCGGUGGGUUUGUGGGAAACAUGCAGAAUGA